Molecule: messenger RNA, 1834 nt
Organism: Limulus polyphemus (Atlantic horseshoe crab)
Lineage: Eukaryota; Metazoa; Arthropoda; Merostomata; Xiphosura; Limulidae
Product: protein KIAA0100-like
Exons: 14
Source: RefSeq, a predicted model, not a curated record
AGCCUAGCUGUUGCUGUUUUGAAACCAGAAGUUAUGUUUUAUGAAGGUGUUCCAAUACAAUAGGUUAGAAAGCAGUUCUCACCGAAGCAAAGUUAACCAAUACAACUGACAUCAGAGACCAAGACAGAGAAAUGCUUGAGCAAGAAACUCAAAGUGAUAGAUUUCAAACAACAGAAAUUAACCAAGAAUUAGUUGGAAAACAGUCAACUUUAAAUGAAAUGCUUCAAAAAAUUCCAGAGAUAGUGGAAAUUAAGUUUCUAUCCUCUUCAGUCAAGUUAAUGAGAGAAGCUGGCCAUCGUACACUUACAGUAACUCUACAGUUGAUUCAUGCAGAAAUGAAACAAGAUUUGGCAUCAGACACAGAUUUUUCAACUUUGAUUUCAUCUUUGUCACUUCAAGAUCUGGUUGUUACUAGUGGACAUACAAAGUUUACUUCCCUUGCUAAAGCUGCUGUUAAGCUCCAGGUGGAAGGAAAAAGAGCUGUAGAUAGUUCCAUUCAUCUUUCUUCACUUCACGUUGACCAUCAUCAUGAUGAGCUGUACUAUUGGCUAGAUUUACUGCCAGCAUCGGCCAGUAAAAAAACUUCCGUAAAAAAAUCCAAGUUUUCGCCACAAAAUUUCAUUGACGAAUCUCUUCAACUUCAUCUUGUUAUAGAAUUAGAAGAUAUUCUAGUAGUAGCUAAUUUUCCUGGCUGUUGUCCUUUUGGUGGAGGACUAACACACAGCAGGGUUACCACAGAUUGCUUUGUUGAUGUUUCUGACCAAAUUCACAGUAGUUCUCCAGUAAAAGAACUGAGUGUUGAACUGUUGUUUGAAAUGGCUUGGUGUAGAGUGAAAGACAAGAAUAUCUUUGAUGUAACAUUUCAGAAGAAAUGCCAUUACUGGAGCACACCUCUUGGUUUGGGAAUGAUACUUUUUAAAGUGAGAGAUUAUCCAUCAGACUUUAAGGUCCAGUGUAUGGUUGAAAACUUACAAGUAGAAUGGAAUCCUGAUCUUGGAAACUUGAUCAGAAAACUGACACCUUUCUUUAAGACUGAUUUAAACUCAGUUUCUGAUUUGUCAGAUGAAGCAGAAGUUUCUAGUAGUGCUGUGGAAAAAGAUGUAAUGAUUAAUCAUUCUUCGAGGAUCAUGGACAAAUCGUUUUUCUCCCACACACUACAGUUAAGCUUCAAAAACACCAGUUUGUAUGCUGUUACAGAAGAAGGACCAGGGUUGAUAAUGCAGUUUGACUCUAUUACAUUAGAUACAGCAUCUGAAAAACUCUUUGUAUCAUUAGAAGGAGUCAAGAUGGUUUCUAUAGCUACUGCUGACCAGCCUGUGUUUUGUCAGAGAUCAUCAGAUAUAAAAAACAGUGUACUGCAUUUGAAAACAGUGCACCUGACCUACAAAAACCACUCUAAGAAGGAAGUGAACUUUCAGUUACUGGAUGAGAUCACUGGUCUCUGGAGCACUGAUCUUCAUAUGACAACUUUCACAUUAGCUAAGGAACUGUUAGCAUUGAUGACUUUCUUUAAAGGUGAGAGAAAAUCUAGUGAACCAAACACAAAUAGCCAAGAAAGAAGCUUAUUUAAUAUUCAUACAAGGUUGAGAGGAAAUGUACAUUUUGGUGCUGUCUUGUCUUCUACACAUAGAAUGUCAGUUAAAACUGUAGAUUUCACUGCCAACUUUCAUCCCCAACGUGCUUCAGCACAGACUGAUCACUUUGUUAUUUUAUUUGAUGAAUGUCCAAUAUUCUCUCUGAAUGAACUUAAUAUAUCAAUAAACAAUGAAGGAGAACGCCAUCUAGUGAACCGUCAGAGUUUUGAAGGGUUAGAAAAGAAACAGAACAAAGUCAC